AGAUAGAGGAUGAGUUCGGUGGCAGUGGCGUCAAUGAUGUUCGCCAGCGGCUGCCGAAGCUUCGCCGUGCCUGGAACGGCGCGCGCGCUUCUCAUCUCGCGCGCAGCUCUUAACAAACACCACAACAAGAAAGCGUUGAGUUGGUGUUUUCGAAGUUCACAUAACAGUAACACUGCGCUCGCCGGUGAAACUGAAUCUUCAACAAUCGACGACGGGAAGUUAACCUCCACCUCUUCUUCCAAUAGCUACCCGAAGUAUGAUCGAUUGCUUCCAUGUCCAUCACAAAAGUAUCCACCAAGAGUUGAACACUUAGUUGUAUCAGAAGGAGGACCUGUCUUAGAAUAUAUAUGCAAGGCUCUGGAUCUUCCUCCUUUGUUUGUUGCAGAUCUGAUCCAAUUUGGAGCCGUAUUCUAUGCUCUUGUUUGUCCCCAGCCUCCUCCUAAUGCUACUGAAGAGCAAAUUAGGAUAUUCAAAGAAGUAACGGAACCAUCGGUUGUGAGAAAAAGAGCUUCCGUCAAAGGCAAAACUAUACGAGAGGCGCAGAAAGCAUUCCGUGUAACUCACGUCGAUCAACUUGUUGAACCUGGAACGUAUUUGCGUGUGCAUGUGCAUCCCAAACGCUUUCCUAGGUGCUAUCAAAUUGACUGGAGAUCAAGGAUCAUAGCUAUCACGGAAUCGUAUGUAAUUUUGGAUAAACCUGCUGGUACGUCGGUAGGUGGCACUACCGACAACAUUGAAGAAAGUUGUGCAACCUUUGCAACUCGUGCCUUGGGAUUGACAACUCCUUUGAUGACUACCCAUCAGAUUGAUAAUUGCACCGAAGGCUGUGUGGUAUUGGCUAGGAAUAAAGAGUAUUGCUCUGUCUUUCAUGGCAAAAUCAGGGAGAAAAAGGUGAAGAAGCUCUAUCUUGCUCUUGCAGCUUCUCCUUUGCCAACUGGAAUCAUUACCCACUACAUGCGUCCUAUUAACAUGGCUCCUCGAAUUGUUUCUCAAGAUUUCAUCAAGGGAUGGCAGCUUUGUCGACUUGAGGUCAUGGAAUGCAAUAAGGUUCCCUGGCCAACUGCUGCUAUUCAAGACAAAUAUUGUGUUGAAGACUGUGGGUGGCCUUCUCAAGAUUAUGCGUAUGAGUGUAAAAUCAACCUUCUUACCGGUCGAACUCAUCAGAUUCGAGCUCAAUUUUCUGCGUGUAAAGCACCUCUAAUUGGUGAUUCUGCGUAUAUGCCAGCUGCAAUUGCAGAGAUGGUUAAUCCUGGACUUAAUCCAUUUGGAAAAUACAUUAAAGAUUUCAGUAGUGAAAGUGAAAAAGAAACGUCGGUUAUAAAUUGGAUUGCACAACAUGGAAAAGAGCCGAGUGUUGCAAUUGGCCUUCAAGCAUGUCAAAUUUCAUGGGAUGAUGAUGAACACUUCUACAAAGCUGGUUCGCCUUGGUGGAGGUGUUAAAAUGGUCGAAAUUUGUGCUUGAGUUCAGGAUAGGGAUCAAUUGUAAAGCUAUGCUUUUGUUUUGCCUCAGUUUUAAAUACAGAUAUUCAAAAGGUGGAAGAGCGGUCAUGGAACAUUGUAUGCUGGUUUAAAAAGAUAAACCCAAAUAAAAAGUCAAAAAAGAAGAGCAGCUUCAUACGGUGGUUAAAUUGUGCGUGCUGUCAUAUACUGGUGAACCUUGUAGCACGCUUUCUAUCAGAAUCCACUCUGAACAGGUAAGCCAAAGGAUAGGUUAUUCACGAAUUGAGACGUCUUUUUGAAAAGAAAAUUUAGUUUUAUAUAUUUUACUUGGAGAUUGAACAACUCUGAAAAAUUUCACACUAAAUGAAAACAUGGCUGAUUAGGCUGUGAUAUUA
This is a messenger RNA of Gastrolobium bilobum, 1835 nucleotides long. Its product is annotated as RNA pseudouridine synthase 6, chloroplastic. Gene Ontology annotation, molecular function: pseudouridine synthase activity; RNA binding. Gene Ontology annotation, biological process: pseudouridine synthesis. The record is from RefSeq and is a predicted model, not a curated record. The transcript is spliced from 10 exons. Bases 10 to 1440 code for a protein of 476 amino acids. NCBI's taxonomy places the organism in Eukaryota, Viridiplantae, Streptophyta, Magnoliopsida, Fabales, Fabaceae.